AUGGCCAAUGAACACUACUUUAUAGGUAUUGACGCUGGGAACUGGGGUAAAGAUAACACUAUAUACAUUUCGGCUCGAGCACCUCAAUCUGUAGAUGAAGCAUUUAAUUAUGAAGAUAACAAGUUGAAUGUUAUAUUAUGGGCUAAUCAUCGAGCGACGGAUCAAGCAAAUCGUAUCAAUGCAACACACCAUUCUGUACUUUGUUAUGUAGGGAAUACUAUCAAAAAUUUACCUUCUGAGAAAUGGGCUUCCAAAGCAACGGGUUUAUUAGCUCAUUCUGCCUGUUCUUUGACCUAUAAAUGUUCUUAUUUACCCUCUCCUGUGGGCCAAGGACAAGAUAUUGGUGAGCUUGUAAGCUCUGCCGUAAUUGAUGCUUAUGCAGGAGCCAUUGCUACCUUGAUAGAUGAGAUGUUACAAUCACCUGAGAAAAGUCUUCAAAUUCAAGGGUCGAGUCGAUUAGCCAUUAUUUGCGGUACUUUGAGUUGCCAUAUUACCAUGUCUCCUAAAUCUAUCUUUGUUCCUGAAGCGGAAGAGAAAGCAAAAAUAGCCAACCAAACGAUUUAUUCAUUUUUAUCGAAUUCUCUUUCAAGACUUCAAACCCAACAAGGUCUUUCCUAUUUAGAAGACUUGACCCAAUAUCUACAUAUAUCAGAUCCUAGUUUACGAGGAUCCAUGGUGGGUAUCUCACUUGAUAAAAGUAUAGAUGACUUGGCCAUAAAAUAUAUGGCUACUUUACAAGCUAUUUCCUGUCAGACACUUCAUAUCAUUGAAACAUUAAAUAAAGAAGGAUAUAAGAGUGAUACUCUUUGUAUUUCUUUAUUUAUACGACUUUUAGCAGACAUGACUCAAUGUCGAAUCUUUAUGCCUGAAUUAGUAGAGAGUGCUGUUGUUAUUAGUACUGCAGCAGGUUCUAGUGUGUUACCAAGAACGGAUGAAGGAAUCAAGAAAAUAAAUCAACGUUGUUAUAAAGUCUUUUUAGCCAUGUUCGAUGAUCAAAAGAAAUAUCGUCAAAUGAUGAAUGAAUAAAAUGAAUCUUUUUAUCUGAUUUUAAUUACUAAUAAAACUUUCAUUCUUUAUGACAGGAAAAGAUGACAGCAGUUAUUGUUAUAAAUAAAUAUAAAACUGACACAUUUAACAUUG
Molecule: messenger RNA, 1140 nt
Organism: Cokeromyces recurvatus
Lineage: Eukaryota; Fungi; Mucoromycota; Mucoromycetes; Mucorales; Mucoraceae
Exons: 12
Coding region: 1-1026 (341 amino acids)
Biological process (GO): carbohydrate metabolic process
Molecular function (GO): kinase activity
Source: RefSeq, a predicted model, not a curated record